UCGAUUCCGGUCGGAGGAUCAAUGUGAAGGCGGGAGACUCUGAGCUGAAACGGGUUCCGCCUCCGCCUAAGCUCACGUGGUUGGGCGACGUGAGGGAAACAGAGGUCUGAAAACGGGAAGUGUGUAUCCUGUUGGUUAUACACCACUGUUUUGGCAGAUUAUUAUUAACAUUAUUGUUGGCAACGGUGGAUGUUAAAAAUGAUCAGUGGUGGUCAUCGGAAAAGGGGGAAAUUUCCGCCCGGUCCGCGACAACAUGCCCCGAGUUUGCUUCCUGAGCACGGAGGACCGAGUGGGCCUCCCGAUCCGGGAGGAUUUUCAGCUGGGCACCUGACGGACUUGAACUACGAGCCGCUGCCCGGGGCACGAUAUGGACAGAUGCGUCCGAGCUCGGAGCCUAGCGAGUGGGGACCCGAUUCGGUGUGCCGUGGUUUCCGGCACGUGAUGGGAAGCAGCUUUGGGUCCCCGGCGGCCCUGGAGAAAGGAUUCGGAACGGUGAAUCACCGAGACACGCUCCUUUCUUCGUUUCGACUAGGCGAGGGCGAAAUGUUUAGCGAUAGACGAGAGGACGCCCAGUGGUGGCCAAACGAAGACCCACGCUUCGGACAAGGCACGGAGUCACCGCGGACACAGCUGUCGGCAUGGAAACGUGCUGCGGGACCCAACCACUGCAGCCAAACUGAAGGAAAGAUUCCAGAGCUGCCCCAGGUCAAGCCGUCAGAGCCUCCUAAUCCAGUGCAGUCAGGCAGCGCUAGGAAGCCACCACCUGGACGAUAUGAGGGAAUUAUCUCCUUUGUUGAUAAUAAUUAUGGCUUCAUCGAAAGAGGUGACCUGAAGCACAUCCCCUUCAGUUUUCCAGCCUUCUGGGGAGAUCCUUCACAUAUGAUACCUGGAGUGAAGGUUCAGUUCACCCUGUGCAAGGAGAAGGGAAAGGAGUGUGCCACGGAUGUAAUGGUGGUGCCAGGCGGCACAGAGGAAGUGCAUGAUGAGGUCUUUGACGGAGUCGUCACUAGAGCUCCGUGGGAGUGCAAGGCAUAUGAGAAGAGGACCAAGGGGACCCUGGGCUGCCUACAAGCCUGGCUUUUUGGAAGCAAGAUGGAUUUACUGUUUGGUGAAGGGGACAGCAGGGUUACCCUGUUGCCGGGGGACCACGUGCGCUUCCGCCUCUUCACUGAUCUGGUUACCAAAUGCAAGAGGGCGGGCCACAUUGAGCCAAGGCUGGAGACCUUCCAGUUCACCACGGAGACACGGGAGAUGGGCAUUAUAAUGAGCAUUACUGCUAGUGCUGGUUCAAUUAUGUCUGAGCACCUGGGCAACAUUAUCUUCAAUACCAAAGAGAACCUGAAUGAGGACGAGCUUAAGGCCGGGGAUGAAGUGGAGUUCACGGUCAUUCCUGCAAGGUCCUCGGAGAAACAGAAGGCCAUUCGUCUGAAGAAGUUGUCUUCUGACAACCCUGCGAUGGUGACCAAGGCCAAAGAGAACACUGCAGAGGCCAAGGACAAGUGGAAAACCAUGGUGUCAGAGGUGCUGCCUCAGAGGACUGUCAUCUUUGAAGAUGUCAGCCCUGAUCAGUACAAGGGCACCAUCCUCAUACCCAUUUCAAAGGAGCCACCGACACAGCAGGCUGACACCACGUCCAGCCACGGUUCCAGCAAAGGCCUCUUGGUGGCUGGACUGGCAGGCAAGGAAAAGAAAUUGCCAUUUGGCCCCGGUGACGUGCUUUCGGAGACCACCAUGCUGGAGGGGGACAUAGUACAGUUCAACAUCUGUAUCAACCGUGGAACCAAGGCUGAGCGGGCCGUCAAUGUGGAGAUCCAGCCAGACACCUUUCAUCAGUCUAACGAGCUGCGGGAGAUGGGUGUUGUGGUGGCCCUGAGGGAGUCAUCUGGGUUAAUCCAGUGUGACAGAGACCCCUUAAUGUUCUUCCACCUGAGUGAAGUCAUGGAGGAGAGCAAGCUGAAUGUGUCGGACAACGUGGAGUUCACCAUAUUCCCAUUUCAGAAGGGGCACCAAGCAGUGCGGAUUAAGAAGCUGCAUGACAGAGUCUCCACUACCACACCCAAGAUGGAGGGUCACUCCACGGCACCCAGAGACAAGAAUAAAAUCACAGUCAAAGUCCUCAGGGACUCCGUGAAUGAUGAGAUGGAAAACUUGAAGGUCAAAAUUGAGUCAUUCAAUGCUGAUGUUUCUGAAAAUGACAAAUCCCCCAAGGUAGAUUACGGUGCAGGUACAGAAAGAAGCAUGGAGUCUGAGAGGCAUGGCAACAGCAAUUGCAGCAAUGACCAAAGAGAAUGUACUGAAAAGUCCUGGAGCCCAGCCAGAGAACAAGACUGGAGAUGCAGCCCCAGGCACAGUGACAGCAGGAGGCGAGUUAGCAAAAGCCAACAUAGUCAUAGCUAUAACGGAAUCAUUGACAGCAGCAGGAGUUGGAAUCGCAGCCACAGCAGGGAGAGGGUCAUCCACAUGAGCAAACAGUGGGAUCGCAGUUAUAGUCGUAGCCGCAGCCACAGCAGGGAGAGGGUCGUCGACCUUGAUAAGAGACAUCAUUGCAGCCGCAGCCGCAGCAGAGAGAGGAUCAUCCAUGUUAGUGAGAAGUGGGAAUACAGUCGAAGUAGGGAAAGACACAGCGAUCUUGGUAGGCAGUGGAGCCGGAGCCCAAAGAAAGAGAAUAGAAGCCAUAAUUAUGGCUCUGCUGACGACACAGAUGGUCAGCUUUCUGCUGAGGGUCAUGAAUCAACUAGUGUAUGCAAUGAGCUAGAUGAAGACCUGGCCAGGAAGCAGUGGCAGCAGGACUUGCUUGAAGAACAGAUAGCUCGCAGGCGUGCCAUCAUGGCGAUGGAGCUGAAGGGCCAGUCCAAGGCAACUCAGCACAAAUCAGAGGAGGACCAGGAGUUCCUGAUAGAUGAGCUGCCCAACAAUGAACAUGUUAAAUGCAAACUUUCCAUGGAGCCAGAAACCAAUGUGCAUCUCAAGACCUGUUCAGUCCUCUUACCUGUGAAGUCUAUUCUGAAGAAGCCUGCUGGGGGCUCUCUGAAGUCGGAUGUCCAGCUAAAGAAUGAUGCCGUCGCAUCUGAUUUCAGGUUGGGUUUUGACCAGUCUUGUGUCAAUCAAUCUGGUCAUCUCCAAUCCUCUUGCCAGUCCUUUUAUGACAAGUACACAUCCUCAUCUGAACAAACUUUUGAUCACCAUCAACAUGCACAGACUUUUCAUCAUUCAUCCAUGGAAAAGCUAACCUCCAAUGAGGAUCUUAUAUGCAACUCUCUUCCUGACCAGCAAUCACAAGUUGCCACAAAGAACAAGAGCAACUUGUCAGUCCAGAUUGAACGAUUUCUCAACACCUUGAACAAAGGGGUUGACGCCAAUCUCCUCUCUGCUGUUGUCCGUGAAGCAAAAGUAGCAAUGGCAGAAUAUGAGCACCAGUCACCUCGUCAGGUCUCUCAGCAAGAACUUCUCAAUGAAGAUCAACACCAGUUUCAGUACAAGAGGAAGCCAGAGAUUCCAGCAAACGAGCACAAAGACUUCCUGUUGCCCCACGACAGCAGCAUUUCCUGUGGCAAGGGGUUGACACAUGAAACUUGGAGGCAGGAAGACUGUCCUGGGACUAGAGUUAUGGAGGGGGAAGAAUCUCAGUCACUAGAAAACGAGUAUCUAUACAAAAACAUUGUAGAUGCUAAUUCCUCACAGCCUGCGGGUGGGGAAGGGAACACAGAAGAGGGGACACAGCAGUUUGACAAAAUCCAGAAUCUACUUCAGACCAUUGGUUUGGACUUGGACACAGCAGAAGUCAGCAAAUUAGCAGACAGGACACGGGAGCGUCUCUAUGGCAAGAAGCAAAAACUGAGAUCGUCAGGAUCUACGGACACAAAACCUGAAUGUACCCUGGGCCUCAUGAAGCAGCAGUACAGUGAGCAAGACACCAACUCUACUGUGGAAUCCUCUGACUGGGGAGCCUGCGGGACUCAUCCAGACAACUUAGAGUGCAGUGGUACCCAAAGUGACAUCCCUUCGACUAUUCCAGCAAGCCAAGCCUCGGGAACCCUUUCUGCAACAUCUUCCUCCCAGUACACCCAGGGGACAUUCAAAUCUGCUUAUGUCACGCAACGUAAUCUUGGGUACAGUCAUCAUGAAGCUGCCUCACGUUCAGUCUGGGACCUUGUACCUCCUCAAACUGAGGCAGAUCCUCACCUAAUGUACCCUCAACAUCAGCAUCCUGGCCAUUUACCACCUUCUGUGACUCAAGCCCCGCUGCUUUUGGCGUUGUCAAUGGGCAAUAUGCAAUCCUUACCCACAACUCAUAUUCCUGCCAUGGCUUCAGCUGCACUCUUGGGUCCCCACCCUAGGCUGCCAUCAACUCUUUCUGGGCAACUUGCUGGUAGUUUGGCACCACUGAGUAACCCACUGCUUUCUUAUUAUGGUACUCAUCCUUUCACAGGAUUACCUUUGUAUCCUUACCAGUCACCAGGGAACUCUGCUUUGGCCUCAAUGCAGCAUUUGCUGGGGGGCAAAGUGGGCCGUGAAAAGCGAGCCACGGGUUCCCGGGAGAUGUUAAAGUCCCGUUGCCUCACUGUCAUUAAAACGGUACAGGUGAAUGAACCGACUCAGAAUGAGAACUCCAUAGCUCAGAAGGAAGAGACCGAGACCAUGCAGGUGUCUGGUUACACAUCGACUCCGUCUCCUGUCACUUCUGCAUCAACAGAGAGAAUUCAAGUUGCAAAAAUAUCAGAGGAUGACAUCAAGGCAAAACAGAAGAAGCGGCUGGAGCAGUUUAAGGAGAGGAUGAGGCUGAAGAAGGAGCAGCAGAGGGAGGCUCAGAGGACAUGCGUGGAAAGCCAGAAGUCCCCAACAGGUAGGACCUGCAAAGAGGUAAAGAAUGUGUGGAUUUGUGGCCACUCUCUGGUGUUUUGGGCAGAGAAGAGGGCUAAGUCUCCUGGCCAUGGAGUGCAGCUGGGGAUGGACUCAGGCAGGGUGCGUAUGUGGUGGAAGGGAACACAGGGCAUGAGAUGGGAGCAGUUUCUGCCACUAAUCCAGCAGCUCAAGGAUACUUGGCCCAACCCUGACGUCAUCAUCAUCCACUUGGGAGGCAAUGACCUGGGCAAUGGUGACACAGAGACACUCCUGACUGAAAUAAGGAAGGACUUGGAGUACAUGAAGAGCAUCUUCCCACAGUGUCUGCUCGUGUGGUCCAGCAUCCUGCCCCGCCUCUCCUGGAGGUCUUUGGAGGACACAGAGGCAGCUGAGAGGAUGCGUGUCGCAGUCAAUGAGAAGGUGCAGGAAGACAUCCGCGCAUUAGGUGGGACGGUAGUGGACCAUGAACAAAUCCGUCCUGGCUCAGACUCUGGCUUGUACCGACCAGAUGGAGUUCACCUCUCAGGCAAGGGCAUUGACCGGUUCAACAUGGACAUUCGGAACCUUUUGGAGAAGUGGCAGUGCGAGAUGAGCCACGGCUCCAGUACGUCUUAAAUGUGUUGUUUAUUUUAGUGUUUUGUAAGGGCUAAAUUCCGAGCGAACCCUGUGGGUUUUUUUAAGUGCUUCAGCAAGAAACUUUUGCAGAAUGAAGACUGCAAAGAAAAUAAGUACUGCAUCAGCAUUAUGAUGUAUAUUCUGUUUGGUAUUCUGUUUGUGUUCUAUACAGUUUUUUGUCAGGGAGAGAAGUAUUUUGUAUAGAAAAUCCUGAAGUUUGGAACUAAAAUAAAGAUGGCAUACUCUUGCAUGAGUGGGUCAUUGCAUUUUGCAUGACUUGUUUCCUCUUAUGAAAGGCUAAGAAAGGAAUUCAAGGGGUUGAGUUGCAUAUUGGACAAGAACUGAAUGUGAACUACACCUUGUUCUGUUUGAUCAUUUUGUAUUUAAGCCCCACCUCGUUUUCUGCUGUUUCUGAAGCUGGAACAUGAUUUCAUUUUUUGUUCAGUUCUCCAGGUUACCCAAAUCCACACAAACCUAUGAGCAAGUGUAGUAGCAUAGUGUGGGUACUGCAAAGCCAGUUGACUAGUUAAGAGUAGACCUGUAGUUUUGUUCAAUAUUGGACAAUUUAAUUUCCUGUGUUAAUGUUCACUAAUAUUUGGGUGGCUUCUCUAAGGGUGUUUCUUCCUCCUAUUUCUUCUCAUUCAGUCACUCUUUUCCCUUGAAUGGAUUUUAGUUUGAAUAGAUUCAAGCACUGGCCAAGAGAGAGUGAAAGAACAACAGAAAAGAUGGAGAAAGGUUUUGCUUGAUACACUAUGAAGAUACAAGUGAUCCCAUAUUACACUAAGGCAUGCUGCCCUGGAUGUCUCUUGGCAACCUUCAAAUUGUACACGCCCACAUAAUGCACCCUCAUUAUCUGCAAGAAAAUGUCUUCUGUCAUUACCUGUGUGAAAGGGAUAGAUACAGCUCCACAACAUUGCUCUGUUUUGUUCAGAUUUCUGUCUUCAAGUCAUCCAUGUAAUGAUGUUUCUUGUUGUCAUUUAUUUGCUGUAGACAAGGAACAUAAAAAUUGUGCAUAUGUAAUUUUUUAACAUUGUAUUUCAGUGGACUGUAAGAUUUAAUAGCAGGAAUUAGCAGCCUGACGUUGGAUUAGGAACCUGGAUGUUAUUUUGAUGGUUUCAUAUGUCCAUGUUCGUGACUGGGAUAGAAAUACUUGUGCACCAAAAUGGUUAAAAAAAGGCACUGCAUCAGUGGCUGCUGGGGUUCUUUCACUGGGCAGGAUAGUCUUUGCAGGUCUUAUUAGUACCCUCUACGGGCCUGUCAUGUGCCUGCAGCAUGUCAGCUUUCGAAAGUGGGAGGUCUGACAUUCUUGCCAAGUCUUGUGAGGCCAGUUGUGUAAAGGCACAGAUACACAAUUAAGAAGGACAGCAAUCAAGAUAAAAUGUUUCAUCUGAAGAAGCAAGAAUUUCACGUAUUCUGCCAAUGACUUGAAUAAGGAGGAAGAAACAUCUCACUGGAUUUGUUAGUCCAAGUUUGUUUUGAUUCACUGUGCAUCCUGUUUUCUACUUUGUCCUCAUCCACUGAAAACACAUUGUAUAUGUAUGUUUAUAAAUGUCAGAAUUGUAGAUAGUUUAUGCAAAAAUAAAGCCAUUUUCACCCUUGCA
Messenger RNA from Paramormyrops kingsleyae, 7058 nucleotides. RefSeq lists its product as uncharacterized. The record is from RefSeq and is a predicted model, not a curated record. NCBI's taxonomy places the organism in Eukaryota, Metazoa, Chordata, Actinopteri, Osteoglossiformes, Mormyridae.